AUGGAUCUAACACCUCCCUCACUCACGACGUCACCCUACUCGCCUCAGCGAAAGCACCUUGAUUCACCACCUUACAUCCACCCGGCUUGCUGUAUGCCAGAAACAACGGCCGGGGGCUAUCCCUCAACCACAACAGUGGAUAGCCACCCAUACAACAUUCCCCCACCGUACGGGUCUAUGAUCGACCCUUCGCUUGACCCUCAUGUCGUCAAUGGGGGCAGUCCUCUAGCGCCAUUGGGAUCCAUGACUGGCGGAGUAUCUUGGAACCACUCGAGUGUGUCGGCUGCUGCUUCACCAGCAGAUACGACUACAUCUUCCAUCAUGCCCACUGGCAUUUCUUCUGAGUAUGAGCAGUUCGCAUCUUACGAUUCCUCUUGUAUGCCACAGACGUACCCCCAGAGCAACGCAUACGGUAGACCGGCCUCUCAAUCACCUGCCUUUCUACGAACACCGCCCUCGUCUUCGAGCGAUAUGGUUGUUAGAGAUAGGUCCUCGCUCUCCUCAACGAGCUCGUUUGUAUUUUCGAGAGAGCAGGCCAUGGUUUCCAAAUCAAAGGUGAAUAGCGCACUGUCAUAUGGGGGCAUCGUCAACGCACCUCAGUAUGACGCCUCAACGCAGCUGCCAUCCAGGACAUCUUUCAACACAAAUACGCCGAUGUACUUGGGCGAAGGCUUCCAGACACCACAUUCUACUCACCUCCAGCCCCCGCAAACACACAAUGGCCUCCCGCCAGGUCAACUUCCUCUAUCAGCAACAGCCACCACCAUAGGGGGUCCCUCAAGCGCAUCACAGAUACUCGUGAACUCCUCCGACCGUGGCCAAACAUGGACUAGGUUGAGGAGAAAGAAAAGGCCGACAAGGAAGCAUACCACAAAGGAGGAGGCCAAUUAUCAGUGCACGAUCGAUGGAUGUGGAAAGUUUUUCAGUCGCAGUUAUAACUUUAAGUCGCACUUAGAGACCCAUGAUGAGAAGCGAGAAUACCCGUUUCCAUGUAAGGAGCCAAACUGCUCCAAAAAGUUUGUGCGGAAGACCGAUCUACAGAGACACCAUCAGAGCGUUCACACUAAGGAACGCAAUCACAAGUGUGAUUUCUGUGGGCGCAUGUUCGCUCGAAAAGACACCCUCCGAAGGCAUAUGGAGGACGGCUGCUCAAAGCGAUUUGAAAUCGGCAUGCUGGAUGCAGAGGAAUACGAAGAGCUUGAAUCAGCAAAACUACCGGAAGUGCCGAGGCCAAGGGAGAUCCAAAACCUUGGCACAACUCUCAGACCUCCAAUGUCCGCAAACCCCAUCACCACCGGUCCGGAUGACAACAGAAUACUAGCCAUGCCCACACAUACGCUCACGUCGCGGGUCGACAAUUGGCGUUAA
Clonostachys solani is the source of this 1368-nucleotide messenger RNA. The record is from the annotation of a GenBank genome assembly. NCBI's taxonomy places the organism in Eukaryota, Fungi, Ascomycota, Sordariomycetes, Hypocreales, Bionectriaceae.